Molecule: messenger RNA, 2543 nt
Organism: Gopherus evgoodei (Goodes thornscrub tortoise)
Lineage: Eukaryota; Metazoa; Chordata; Testudines; Testudinidae
Product: apolipoprotein L6-like
Exons: 4
Coding region: 168-1241 (357 amino acids)
Biological process (GO): lipoprotein metabolic process; lipid transport
Cellular component (GO): membrane; extracellular region
Molecular function (GO): lipid binding
Source: RefSeq, a predicted model, not a curated record
GGAAACUGUGCUUCAGUCUGCACAGACACAGCACUGUGAUAUCUCAGGCAGACUAGCGAGGGGCAGCCAGAGAGGGUGGAAGCCCCUCUUCUCUGCAUGAGAGGUGCUGAAGGACUGCAACGUAAACAAAAUCACAGAAAUUGCUCCUGGUAUUUUCACCAGAUAAGAUGGCCUCGGGAACAUUCAGUACUUAUGAAGAAAACAUUGAUGACCAUGAUUUGCAAUAUGAUGGCAGUCUGAGGAUCUCAGAGCUUUUGCAGGAGAAAAUAUAUAGUGAGGAGCUGCAGAGGUUGUUUCCUGAAGGGUGGAACUACGAGGAAAUGUUGCAGGAUGUGAUGGACCUUGAGAGGUCUGAAGGCAUCAUCCCCUGGGAAGAGAGUGCCAGUGAAGACAUCAUGGUCUUUCUGAAGCAGUUCCCUGAGCAGAGAAAGGAGAUAGAGAAGUGUAUCCAAUGUCUUAAGGACAUGGCAGACAACAUUGAUGAGACCCAUAAGAACUGCACCAUUGCCAACAUGGCCGCAAACUCCACGAGCCUGGCAUCUGGCAUCUUGACGAUCCUUGGGCUGACCUUAGCACCGCUGACGGCAGGGGGGAGUUUGGCUCUCAUGGCAACUGGGAUUGGCUUAGGGGCAGCAGCAACGGCUACCAGCAUUUCUGUCGGCAUAUAUGAGAAUGUCAGCAAUUCAAAAGAAAGGAGUAAAGCCAAUGACCUGCUGGUGGAAUGCCAAAGCAACCUGAAAACACUGACCCACUCCGAUGAAGUGGAUUUCAGACCCAUAGUCUCCCCAAAGAGCGAGGCCAUGGGCAACCACCUGACACACGUCCUUUCCACCGCUAGUAAAAUUCCAGAGGUAGUAUACAAAAGUGUUAAGGGGAUAAAAACCAACAUAAGAGCAUUCAAAGUGGUGAAAGCUAACCCUGGUUUGAAGGCCUUAGCACAACGGCUCACCGUGGCUGGGAGGACAGCCCGGAACACAGCAAAGGGGACCAAGCAAGUGCAAAAAGCCUUAGCUGGGACCACCCUUGCCAUGUCCAAAAGUGCGAGGGUGCUUGGUGCCGCAGCCGCAGGAGUUUUUGUCGUGUUUGAUGCCUACAGUAUCGUGAAAGACUCCAUCCAUUUAACUGAGGGGGCGAAGGCACAGGCCGCAGCAGAUAUAAGAGAAAAAGCUAGCCAACUUGAAAAGGAUCUUCAGAAUCUCAGCGAACUGUAUGAGGAGCUGAAAGGCAUGGUAUAUGAAUAGAUGAGACAAGUUCCCAUUUCCAGCACUGGGUCAGGAGAAGAACCAAGUCACAAGGGGAGGGGAGAUUGUGGUAGGAAGUCAAAGCCCACAAAAGCUACACAAGAUGCAAACUAACAAGGAGAUGCCAGCUCCACUUUGACCAAAAGCAUUAAGUAAUCUGAACAGUUCAAAGAGAUUGAUACCAUAAUUUACUCCCUCCUUGCGUUUGGAAUUCAGUGAAAGGAUCAGGAGACGUCGUGCUACUGAACAUUUUGUUAAUUCAGAACCCGGGACACCAUGAAUCAUCCUGCUAGGAAUUUAUCCUAUUUUGCCUAUGCUUAAGAGAAAACAACAAUAUGCUGUAUGCAUGUGUGAGAGAUCUUCUCAGGAGUGAAAUUACAAGAGCAGUAACUGCUUUUCAAAUGAACUUGUAAAGCAUUAAACUUCUUCCUUUCGGUUUUGAGCAUAUUAGCUGCCUUGCCCACAUCUGUAACACUCAAUGAAGCAUUUUAAUUCACCUCAGCAAAUAGAUAGACAUACCUGAGAUAUUUGUGCCUUGCCACCAUUAUUUUUAUAUUAGAGUAGCACCUACGUGCCUCAAUGCUGGGUGUUGUACAGACUCAGUGGAAACUGGGGCUGGGUGUGAAGAAAAGGCAUGAAGGAGAGAGAAAUUUCUCCAAAGUUCUGAAAUUCACCCCCAUCUGCAAGAACAUCUGGAGAAAGGGAGAAUCUCCCAACUCCCUUCAUUUGAAAUUAAAGCCGUGCCGUGGAGUCCUAGCAGUUCUAGGCUAGCCAGCGUGCUUUAACCAACCAUAGAGCCAUGAACUAGCAUGGAGAGUAGCAAAGCGGUGUCCGGAAGGUGGAGAGUCAAACCUUUUACAUUUCAGGGGAGGGGCACACCCUCACUCGAGCAGAGAAGAGGCUGAUGAGUUCUUAUGGGCUCAGCCAGCACUAACCAGGAACCAAUAUAGGUGCCUCCAUACCCUUGGGACCAGAGUAUCAAGAGGGAGCUGAGAGGAUGUACAGACAGUAACUUGGAGAAAAAAGAAGGCUGUAUCAGCCCUUGAAGGGAAAACAAGAGAAAGCCAAUGCUUUAGAGAAUGCACCCUGUACAGCAGCUGUGACAUUGCUUCCAUGUCUUGCCUUUGAGACCAAGACACCGGACCUGGCAAAAGAGGGGUUUAUUGGUAUUUUAUGCCGUGAAGAGUUAAGACUAAGCAGAACUAGCUUGGCAGCCAUAUGAAACCCUAGCUGUGCACAUGUAUUUCCCAUUAGACACAUGCAGUUUAAUUCCUGACUCAUUAUGAAUGAAUUAAAAAUGUG